Culicoides brevitarsis is the source of this 1044-nucleotide messenger RNA. RefSeq names its product large ribosomal subunit protein bL19m (gene mRpL19). NCBI's taxonomy places the organism in Eukaryota, Metazoa, Arthropoda, Insecta, Diptera, Ceratopogonidae. Bases 86 to 976 code for a protein of 296 amino acids. The transcript is spliced from 2 exons. Gene Ontology annotation, cellular component: mitochondrial large ribosomal subunit; ribosome. Gene Ontology annotation, biological process: translation. The record is from RefSeq and is a predicted model, not a curated record. Gene Ontology annotation, molecular function: structural constituent of ribosome.
UCCAAGUUUUUUUUUAUUAUUAUUGAAUUUCGCUGCUGAAAAAAUCACAAAAUUCCCAUAGAAAUAGCUCUUAAUUAGCCCGAAAAUGUUGCUUAACUCCGUCAAAGUGCUCAAUUGCGUGCGGAGUCAGUGUCGUGGUUACGCUUCAAGACUUGACCGAAAAAAAGUUGUCACAGUCCUAAAUAUCCCCAAAAAGGGCGAAACACUUGAUCAACGAUCCUCUGCUGUGCCUCCCAACUACCGUCAUGUCUACCAAGAAUUCCUUCCGGACCCAAAAGUCGAAUGGCGCAACAGUGUGAAGGAAAAACUCGAACGCCAAGACAUGCUAAAUCGCCGAAAACACAUUGACAUCCCCGAAUUUUACGUGGGAUCUGUGCUCGCAGUGACAACAUCUGAUCCGCAUGCCGAGGGAAAGACAAAUCGCUUUGUCGGCAUCUGCAUCGAUAAAGAACGUUGUGGUUUGCGGACGGAAUUUACGCUGCGUAACGUCAUCGAUCAUCAAGGUAUCGAAGUGCGAUACGAAAUGUACGAUCCAACCAUCCAAAAAAUCGAGUGUUUGCGUCUCGAGAAACGUCUGGAUCCGAAAUUGUGGUAUUUGAGAGAUUGUUUGCCCGAGUACAGUACCUUUGAUGUGAACAUGGAGCCAGAAAUUUUGCCUGAAGAUGCACCGGUGCCCGUUAAUCCGAUCAAAGUCAUCAUGAAACCACGACCUUGGCUCAAACGAUGGGACAGAUUGGAUCUUCAAGGUGUGGCAAACAUCAACGACUUCUGCAAGGAAAAGCAUCGCAUCAAAACGAAGCGUAUGGAGCAACCGUGGGAGAAAUACGACUUAAUGAAGGAAUAUCGCAGAUCGAUUCCCGAAGAGGAACAACAGGAAAUCUUGCAAGAAGUGCACGCGCAAAUGCAUAGUCUCGAGCAUUCGCGCAAGCAGCAGAAGAGAAAGCGAGUUUUCAAUAAACCACAAAAACUUGCAUAAAAAAAACAAUCCGUAGUUGAUAGGAAAUGAAAAAAUUUUAGAAAAUACACGAAAAAUUUCAAUUUAAA